This is a messenger RNA of Ostrinia nubilalis (European corn borer), 2675 nucleotides long. Its product is annotated as ribosome biogenesis protein BOP1 homolog. Gene Ontology annotation, molecular function: protein binding; ribonucleoprotein complex binding. Lineage: Eukaryota; Metazoa; Arthropoda; Insecta; Lepidoptera; Crambidae. The record is from RefSeq and is a predicted model, not a curated record. The coding region runs from base 113 to 2629 and encodes 838 amino acids. Gene Ontology annotation, biological process: ribosome biogenesis; maturation of LSU-rRNA from tricistronic rRNA transcript (SSU-rRNA, 5.8S rRNA, LSU-rRNA). Gene Ontology annotation, cellular component: PeBoW complex; preribosome, large subunit precursor. The transcript has 16 exons.
CAAUACUUCAAUUUUCUGUCACUUUGACAUUGACAGAUAAUCGAUUGUUGCAUCGUGAUCAACACGUGCGUUUGUGUAUUUUUUAAAUAAAAUGCUAGAUAAUUAAGUUAAAAUGCCACCAUUUCGUGCAGGAUUAUUAAAAAGAAAGAUUACACCUGAAAACUCAAAGGAGUCCACAGCCAAAGAUGACAAGGACUCUACUUCAUUCGAUGAUAGCGAAGAGCUGAUCCGAGGUGACCUAGACGAUGCGGCAGACGCAACAGAUUCCGAACGAGAGGAUCAAGACGAAGCCGGCUCAGACCAUGAAACAGAAGAUGUAAUGUUCGGCGAUGAUGCAGAUUCGACUUUAGGCGAUGAAGAUGAUGCUGAAGGAUCAGAUGUAUCUUCAGAACUAACGGAUUCAGAAGCAGAUGAUGAGUCAGAGGAAAACGACGAUGAUGAUGAUGACGAAGAUGAGGAUGAUGAUGAUGAAGAGGAAUCUAAUGAAGAAGAAAGUGUUGACAGUGGAGCAGAGUCUGGGCCCGGCUUGGCACAUUCCAGUGAUGAUUCUGAGAAGAAAGUGGAAAAACAAAAACCAAAAGUUAAAGCCCAGAAGCAAAAGCAAGACAAACAGAAAGGAACUAAGAACAGUGUUGAAGAGUUAACAGAUAAAAUCAGGGAGACCAGUGUUAACAUUAGGCCAGUAGAACAAAAAGAUGAGUACGAGUCGGGCGACACGUCGGACGAGGAGGAGCGGCGCAACACGGUGGGCGACAUCCCGAUGUGGUGGUACAACGAGUACCCGCACGUCGGCUACGACCUCGACGGCCGCCGCAUCAUGCGCCCGCCGCAGCGCGACCAGAUCGACGAGUUCCUCAAGAAAUGCGAAGACCCCGACUUCUGGCGCACAGUGCGCGACCCGCAGACCGGGCAGGACGUGCGGCUCAGCAAGGAGGACCUGGAACUCAUCCAGCGCAUCCGCGCCGGCCACGUGCCCGACCCCAACCACGACGAGUACCAGCCGUGGGUGGAGUGGUUCAGUCGCGAAGUAUUAGCGACGCCGCUGCGCGCGUUCCCCGAGCACAAGCGCUCGUUCCUGCCGUCUCGCACGGAGCAGCUGCAGGUGGCCAAGAUCGUGCACGCGCUCAAGAUGGGCUGGACCAAGACGCGCAAGCAGAUCGCCGACGAGAGGAGGAAGAAGCGGGAGAAGAACUUCUACAACCUGUGGGGUUCUUUGGCGAACGACGAGGAGGAGCGGCUCCGCGGGAUCCACAAGCACAUCCCCGCGCCGCGCCGUCCGCUGCCGUCACACGCCGAGAGCUACAACCCGCCGCCCGAGUACCUGCUCGACUCCAAGGAGAUGAAAGAGUGGAACAAGCUGAGCGAGACGCCGUGGAAGCGCAAGUACACGUUCCUCCCGCAGAAGUUCGCAUCACUGCGCGCCGUGCCCGCCUACGAGCGCUUCAUCCGCGAGCGCUUCCUGCGCUGCCUCGACCUCUACCUCGCGCCUCGAGCCAUCAAGAUGAGGCUAACGAUCAGCCCCGAGGACUUAGUGCCGAAGCUGCCGUCGCCGCGCGACCUGCAGCCCUUCCCCACGCAAGAAGUGCUGCGGCUGACCGGACACGAGGGCGCCGUCCGGAGCGCGGACUUCGACCCCUCCGGACAGUACAUCGUGUCCGGAUCCGACGACGGCACGGUUAAAGUGUGGGAGACGAGCACCGGGCGUUGCUUGCGAAGCAUCCGUCUCGGCGAGGGUGUGACGCGCGUGUGCUGGGGGCCCGCGCCCGGCCUCAGCCUGGUGGCCGCCGCCGUCGGCAACCGGCUGCUGCUGCUCAACCCUGGAGCGGACAUCGGAGCACACAGAGUGGCGGAGCGAACAGACCGCUUGCUGGACGAGCCGCCGCCGGCGCACGACAUCGCCAUGGACGAGCGUACGAAGUCGUGCGUGACGUGGGACCGCGUGAAGCCCGAGGAGUGGGCCAUCGGCGUGCGUAUCGCCGUCACACACUUCAAACCCGUCAUACAUGUGGCGUGGCACGGGCGCGGCGACUACGUGUGCUGCACGGUGCGGGACGGCGCGUCGCGCGCGGUGAGCGUGCACCAGGUGUCGCGGCGCCGCAGCCAGCUGCCCUUCCGCCGCAGCAAGGGGCUCGUGCAGUGCGCGCUCUUCCACCCCACCAAGCCGCUGCUCUUCGUGGCCACGCAACGGGCGGUGCGCGUGUACGACCUGGUGAAGCAGGAGCUGGUGCGCAAGCUGCUGACGGGCGCGCAGUGGGUCAGCACGCUGGCCGUGCACCCCAAGGGCGACAACCUGCUCGUCGCCUCCUACGACCGCAAGUGCAUGUGGUUCGACCUGGAGCUGUCGUCGAAGCCGUACCAGACGCUGCGGCUGCACGGCAAGGCGGUGCGCGCGGCGGCGUUCCACGCGCGCUACCCGCUGUUCGCCACGGCCGGCGACGACCCCUACAUCGUCGUGUCGCACGGCAUGGUCUACAACGACCUGCUGCAGAACCCGCUGCUGGUGCCGCUGAAGCAGCUGGGCAGCGGCGCGGCGGCCGACGCGCUGCACACGCUGGACGUGCGCUUCCACCCCGCGCAGCCCUGGCUGCUGGCCGCCUGCGCCGACCGCACGCUGCGCCUCUACUCCUAGCUCCUAGCUCCUAGCCCAGAACAAUACAUAUUCUAACUAAAUACAA